AUGCACUUCUGCCCCAAGCCCGCCUGCCGCCAGUGGUUCCCUUGCGACUGCCUCGAGCACGCCGAGUCGCACGACGCGCACGACUCCGUCGACACGCAUGCGUUCAACCUCCUGCGCUCAGAUCCAGACAGCGACGACCCCUUCCCCCUUCCACCCCCCUCCUCACGAGGGAAGGGAAACGGCACGGGCGCACCGUGGACGCUCCCCGCGCUCCCCGCGAAGCUGCACGAAGCCGCCGCGCAGCAGAUGCUCGAGGGCGUCCCGCCCUACGGCCUCGUCGGCAACGCGCAGCCCGUCGCCUCCGCGCGCCCGGCCGUUGGGGGUGCGCGGUCUGACUGCGGCGGCGAGAGCCCCCAGCUUUAUUUCGUGGCGCUUUUUGGUCCGUUGUGUGGAGGUGCCAUUUGA
Molecule: messenger RNA, 405 nt
Organism: Heterobasidion irregulare TC 32-1
Lineage: Eukaryota; Fungi; Basidiomycota; Agaricomycetes; Russulales; Bondarzewiaceae
Exons: 2
Coding region: 1-405 (134 amino acids)
Source: RefSeq, a predicted model, not a curated record